Messenger RNA from Podospora bellae-mahoneyi, 1656 nucleotides. It is a transcript of the gene IST1, whose product is annotated as Vacuolar protein sorting-associated protein ist1. Gene Ontology annotation, biological process: protein transport. Lineage: Eukaryota; Fungi; Ascomycota; Sordariomycetes; Sordariales; Podosporaceae. The record is from RefSeq and is a predicted model, not a curated record. The coding region runs from base 388 to 1305 and encodes 305 amino acids. The transcript has 2 exons.
CUUGAUUCCUCUCACACCCCAUGAGGCACUGGUCAAGCUGCUCUCUACCUACGUCUCAAGACAUGAGGUUGAAGAACGCACGGGCCAACUGCUGUCAAGAUGGACAUGUAUGGAGAUUGACUCCACAACGACGACAGCCAAGACCCUGUCGCAAACUGUUAACGGCUGAUUAGCGUGAUACCCCGCAUGCAACGCACUUCCAACCCCACCAUCAGCAACCAAGCUCUCAGCCGCAUCCCGCCUUGCGCAUUCGCAACCUCUCCCUAUUCAGAAUACUGGAGCCUGGAGCCUUGUUCAUUGAUAUCAGACCUCACCCAGUUCUCGCCUACUCCAAGAUCUCCUGUUUCCUACCCUUCCCGUGGACACUGAGCCAGUCCAGGUACCGAAAUGCCUCCUCCAACAUCCCCGGUCCUUGUGACCAAAAUCAAAGUCCAGCUCAAACUAGCCAUAGCCCGCCUUCGUAUGGUUCAAAAGCGUGACGAGGCCCUUGCAAAGACCCAGCGUAGAGCCAUGGCCCAGCUCCUCGAGCAGAACAAGGUUGAUUCGGCCCGAAUCCGCGUCGAGAACAUCAUCAGAUCCGACAUCAUCACCGAGCUCCACGAAAUCCUAGAACUCUACUGCGAGCUUCUACUAGCCCGCGCUGGCUUGCUAGAGGCAUCACCAACAUGCGAUCCCGGCCUUGAAGAGGCUGUCAAGUCCAUCAUCUACGCCGCUCCCAAGACAGAAAUAAAAGAGCUCCAAACAGUGAGGACGUUAUUGGCCGAGAAGUUUGGGAAAGAAUUUGUGCUACAGGCUACAGAAAACAGCGACGGGAAAGUAAGCGAAGGGGUGGUCAAGAAGCUGAGCGUCACACCACCAAAAGAGGAGCUGGUGCAGGGCUACCUUGAGGAGAUUGCGCGGGCAUACGGCGUUGACUGGCCAAAAGGGAAGAAUAAGGAGCUGGGGGAUCCUCCUGACUUUAUGGAUGAUGAUGAUGAUGAGAACCCAAGUGGGGGCCAGGCACAAAGAGUGUUGGAGGAACCGCUGGUUGGUGUGGAUGAGGAAGCUGCUGCUGAGCUCAUGGCACAGGAAGACCUGAGCAAAGCUACACCCCCAAGAUCUUUUGGGCCGGCUAUCCCGCUUCAUGUCAAUCCUCCUAGUGCUUCCACUGAUAACAUCCACCCCAAAGUCACUCUCAACAGACAGGAGUUGACAACACCAACCAAGAAGCCGGCUGCUGUGACAAGAAAGCCUUCGGAGCAGAAAGGGGAUGGGGUUCCAGAUCUGGAUGAGCUUGCAAAGAGGUUUGCACAGCUGAAGAGGUGAUUUCUAGCCCCCUUUUCAUGUGUAUACUACUUCCUUGGGCUCGGGAGCUUGGCGGGUUGGUUUUGGGAUAUCUGUUGCUCAUUCCUAUCAUGCAAUUUUAUUUCUUUGACAGAGAACAACACCCUUCAGGUGGAAUAAUUACCUAUGGAGCAUCCAGGUGCUGUGAUAAUUGCGUUAGAUGUGACCUUGAGCUGCUCCUUCCGUUUGUAACGGGAUGCACACAACAGUAACCCUUCGCUCCUGCCUUAUUUUCUGGGAAAUUCAACACAAAACACGUCACAGGAACGGGACUUGUCAAAUGCUUCCAUCUGCACCACUGAUGGUUUCCUUCAAAUCAACAUCUUCCACCCA